AUGGAUGGUUUGCUAAAAAGAUUCAUUUGGGAAGGAUCGAAAGAAGAAAAAAAUAUCCCGUUGAUCAACUGGGAAAUAGUUUGUAUGCUCAAAGCAGAAGGCAGAACGGGCCUAAGAAAGAUGAAUUUAUACAAUUUGGCGCUAGGAGCGAAAUUGGCAUGGAAGAUGUACAAUUGUCCCAACAAAGGCUGGUGCAAGGUAAUGUCGCACAAAUACCUGGAAUCAAAUGAGCCAGAAAGAAUUUUAACCAUGGUGAAUUCGAUCAGCAGGUCUUUGCUUUGGAAGUUCAUAUGGGAGAGAAGGAGGAUCAUUACUAAAUACCUGUCAUGGAGAAUAGGUGACGCUCGCAAGGCUAAAUUCUGGAGGGACUCAUGGAACAGUGACAAAGCGUUAGUAGAUGAAAUCGAUGACCAAGACUGGAUAAAUGAGAUGCAAGAAACUAUGGGUGUGAUGGUGGCAGAUUAUGUUCAAGAAGAUUGUCGCCCAAACUCUCCAAUAAGAUGGAAAAGGUUCGAAAAUGCUCAGAAUGCAAAUAGUGCGAAGGUGGUCAACAUUCUCCAAAGUAGAAAUAUCUAUCUGACAACUGAAAAAGACACCCUUAUUUAG
Molecule: messenger RNA, 606 nt
Organism: Cryptomeria japonica (Japanese cedar)
Lineage: Eukaryota; Viridiplantae; Streptophyta; Pinopsida; Cupressales; Cupressaceae
Exons: 1
Coding region: 1-606 (201 amino acids)
Source: RefSeq, a predicted model, not a curated record